CCGGGGCGGCGCCUCCUGCGUGGCAGGAUCCAGGCAGGUGUCCGGGAGCGGAGCCGCCAGCAUGGCCCGGGGGACGCGCUGGCUGCUGAUCGGCUGCGGCUUGUGCCUGGCGCUCGCAGUUAGGAACGCUACUGCCACGACAACUGUCACCCAGCAAACCGCGUCCAGCCAGCACCCAUCCGCCACGGCUACACCACCGCAGAGCCCCCUGAGUGCCACCCAGCACCCAUCCACCACGGCUACACCACCACAGAGCCCCGUGGCUACCUCCAGAGACACCUCCCUUUCCGCUGCCCUGACUGACAGCACCACUGCAUCCACGCAGAACAGAACCACAGCAGCAGCUCCAGCCUCGUCCAGAACCCCAGAAUCUGCUUCCAGCCCUCCCCUGUCCUCGGCCAGCCCCAGUCACACCAACACCUCAGCUACUCCUGCUGCCAGCUCCAGUGAGACGCACUCGACUGAACAGCCGGGGCCCAACAGCGGCACAACAGCCAGUGGCUCAGCGGUGUCCUCUCUGAAGCAGCCCACGCUCUCCCUGAGCCCGGGCCUGGUGGCUGUGAUCUGCAUCUUCGUGGCCAUCCUGCUCAUUGCUGCUGGGGUGGUGGUGGUGAAGCUCUGCCGCAGAAGGGAGCCGGCAUUCGAGAAGCUGGAUGAGGUGCCAAUGGGGAAGAUGACUGAAGACUCGCCCUUUGCUCGCUACCCUCCAAAGUAACCGGCGUCUCCCCCCGGUGGGAGCUGAGCCCAGCCUCGUGUGGGGAAGGGUGUGGGAGGAUCUGCACCUCUGUCCUGGCCAGGCUGCAGCAGCAGGGUGGCUCCAGCUCCUCGCGGCCCAGCCCAGCCUGGCCAAAGUUCCCCUACUGCUCAGGGACUCGGCGUGAAUAAAGAGGCUGCUGGUUCUGCUCA
Molecule: messenger RNA, 906 nt
Organism: Gopherus evgoodei (Goodes thornscrub tortoise)
Lineage: Eukaryota; Metazoa; Chordata; Testudines; Testudinidae
Product: endochitinase A-like
Exons: 4
Coding region: 62-715 (217 amino acids)
Source: RefSeq, a predicted model, not a curated record